AUGGACAGGAUUUUCUCUGCCUUGCUGCUCUCUUUACUGCUCCUCCUCCAGAGCUACACCGUGUGCGGGGCCCCUCCGCAGCCCAGAGGCACCCUGUGCAGGACCAAACCCACGGACCUGGUGUUCAUCAUCGACAGCUCCCGCAGCGUCCGCCCGCACGAGUUCGAGAAGAUCAAAGUCUUCGUGUCCCGUGUGAUCGAGGGGCUGGACGUGGGGCCCAACUCCACCAGGGUGGGGGUCAUCAACUACGCCAGCGCCGUCAAGAACGAGUUCUCCCUCAAGACCUACCACACCAAGGCCGGGCUCCUGCAGGCCGUGAGGAGGAUCGAGCCGCUCUCCACGGGCACCAUGACCGGCCUGGCCAUCCAGUUUGCCAUCAGCAGGGCCUUCAGUGACUCAGAAGGGGGCAGGGUGAGGUCUCCCAAUUUUAAUAAGGUGGCCAUCGUGGUGACGGACGGGCGGCCCCAGGACGGGGUGCAGGACGUGGCCGCCCGUGCCAGGGCCGCCGGCAUCGAGAUCUUCGCCAUCGGGGUGGGCAGGGUGGACAUGCCCACGCUGAGGCAGAUCGCCAGCCAGCCCCUGGAUGACCACGUGGACUAUGUGGAGAGCUACAGCGUCAUUGAGAAGCUGACCCAGAAGUUUCAGGAAGCUUUCUGUGUGGUGUCUGACCUGUGUGCCACUGGAGACCAUGACUGUGAGCAGAUCUGUGUGAGCACCCCAGGAGCCUACAAAUGUGCCUGCAAGGAGGGCUUCACCCUCAACAAUGAUGGCAAGACCUGCAGUGCUUGCAGUGGUGGGCUGGGAUCUGCUCUGGAUCUCGUUUUCCUGAUCGAUGGCUCCAAGAGUGUGAGGCCUGAGAACUUUGAGCUGGUGAAGAAGUUCAUCAACCAGAUCGUGGACUCGCUGGAGGUGUCGGACAAACAGGCCCAAGUGGGGCUGGUUCAGUACUCCAGCUCUGUCAGGCAGGAGUUUCCUCUGGGGCAGUUCAAGAACAAGAAGGACAUCAAAGCAGCAGUGAAGAAAAUGUCCUACAUGGAGAAGGGGACCAUGACAGGCCAGGCUCUGAAGUACCUCGUGGACAGCUCCUUUGCCAGCAUCAAUGGGGCCAGGCCCGGCGUGCCCAAGGUGGGCAUUGUCUUCACUGAUGGCAGGUCCCAGGAUUACAUCACAGAUGCUGCCAAAAAAGCCAAAGACUCAGGCUUCCGGAUGUUUGCUGUGGGAGUUGGCAACGCCGUGGAGGAUGAGCUGAGGGAAAUCGAAGAUCCCUGUGAAUGUAAAUCCAUCGUGAAAUUCCAGACCAAAGUUGAAGAUCUCAUCAAUUCAUUGCAGCAGAAAUUGGAAGCUCUGGCAAAAAGGAUCGAGGCCCUGGAGAACAAGAUCAUCUAAAGUCCCAGCACAGGAUUUUUUACCUCCUUCCUAGAACUCCUCCACUUGUCAGGGAGGGCAGCUCAGCCACAGAGCUCUGGCCAGCUUGUAUUUGAGUUCUAGAAUACCUGCAUUUGUUUAAAAGGGAAGAAAUAUAACAGUAGAGCAUUGUAUAAUGGGCAGAGCACUGUGUAUUGCAUCAUAUAGAGUGCAUAUAUUAAAAGGAAAAAAAACCUGCAAAGAUUUGUUUUUGAUUUAAAGCUUAAUAUAUAUAUGUGUGUUAAUAAGUCCUGGAUGAUGAGCUCUGUGAAUCCUCUCUGUGUUCUUCUGCAGCUUCUGUUUCUGUGCAUGAGAUAAUUUAAUUUAAAAGUCAAAGUGACUUCAAAUCACCUCAGCUGCUGAGUGGAAAAUGCCAAAGGUGAUCACCUUGUAGUUGGGAACAUGAUGAGUCUGGCAGUAAGAGAAGUACAGCAGUGAGCCCUGAGCGUGAGCUGGGGGUGGGAUGGGAUAGGCUGGGUUUACCCAGGGCUGUUGUACAGGGUAGAAAGAGCAAAGCUCGGCUUUCCCAGCCACU
Molecule: messenger RNA, 1939 nt
Organism: Corapipo altera (White-ruffed manakin)
Lineage: Eukaryota; Metazoa; Chordata; Aves; Passeriformes; Pipridae
Gene: MATN1
Product: matrilin 1
Exons: 8
Coding region: 1-1386 (461 amino acids)
Molecular function (GO): calcium ion binding
Source: RefSeq, a predicted model, not a curated record